GCCUUGUGUUUCCCGGGCUGGCAGCGCCAUCUAGCCUGUCGCCUAUGUUUGGAUGAAUAGCACACAAGCAGAGUCUUAAAAAAUACGUGUGUAAAGUGUCAGUUGAACGGGAGUUGGAAUUUGUGCAUUUUAUUUAUUAAAAAGGGAAAAAUCUCCACAGUUAACGAGUGAUAUUAGCGUUAAACCCUCUGACCAGGAUUGAACGUGAAGACACGUGAAUCACGUAUGACUAAAAAAUUUUUGGGAAGAUGUACGAUGGAAUAAUCUUACCUAAGCUUCCCGCUAACGAGGCUUGAGUCAUUGUUAAAAUAAACAUCAAACUGCAAAAUAAGAAGUGAGCAAAAUCAUAAUCAUGGAGCAAGACACAGAACCCGUUCCAGUGACUAAAGACUCGAUCGUUCCUAGUUCUAUUGAAGCUCAACCAGAAGCCGAGACAGAUGUAAUGUAUAAAAAUACCAAACCGCAGGAAAACGAUGGUCUUACAGGCUCGGAAAAAGCUAUAGCAACAAUUGACGAUAUAAACAAAGAUCCCGUACCCCCUGAAAGCGGUGAGAUUAAUCUAGAAGAUAUUCCUAAACAUGAUGCAGAUACUGCAUCUGUUCCUAAGCUAGUUGAUUCGAUAAAAGAUGAGAAAUUGAUUAAGUCAUCUAAUGUAACUGACCUAGUGUUUGACGAGAAUGUUGAAUCCAACGAGAAUUCCCUUAGCUUAAAUCCUCUUGACUCGGAGUGGAAAGAUACAGAUGUGUCUAUGACGUGUGUAAAUGAAAAUCCAACUUCUAAAGCAGAAGAACCUACUCUAGUUUGCAAAUCUCCGAAUUUAGAAGAGACGUCCGAGCCAGAGAAGUCAAAUUUCGACACAGUAGAGGAGAGUUCAAAACUACCAUCCCCCGAAAAAUCAGAUAGUUCUGAUGUAGAAAAGGCUUUAGAUACUUGUGCUGACGAUACAGCGAUGGAUAAAGAAUUCGAAUCUGAAAAAUCUGUGGACAAAACAGAGGAGACUUCGAAACUCCCAUCCCCUCAAAAAUCGGAUGAUGAUCCUGAUGUAGAAAAGGCUUUAGAUACUUGUGCUGACGAUACAGCGAUGAAACAAGAACCUGAUUCCAACGAAUGUGUGGACAAAGUAAAAGAGAAUUCAAAACCUUCAUCCCCUCAAAAAUCAGAUAGUUCCGAUGUAGAAAAGACUUUAGAUACUUAUGCUGACGAUACAAAGAUGGAAAAAGAACCUAAUACCGAAAAAUGUGUAGAGGUAGAUAUAACGCAACAAAAAGUAUCUGAGCCUGAUGAAUCACUUUGGGAUUCGAAAGAUGGCGGGGGUGGUGAAACUCAGAAAAAACCUGAAGCCACUGAAAGUGCUGUAGAUUGUGAUACAAAAAAGUUGGAAUCGGUAAAUUCAGAGUCUAGUCUUGAUGACCAGGAGAAAGAUACGCUGGCAGAAAAGAACGUGUCUGUUGUAGAGCCUGAGAAUACAGAGUUUGUGCAAAUAUCGCAAGAGGAUAAGCAUGACGAAUCUCACAUAGAAAAUCAGUCCAUAGAUAAUGCAGAAGAUCCAUUCGGCGGUGAUAAUGAGAACUCGGAACAUCUAGACGACGAUAAUAUGGAGUCUGAUAAUCUUGACGGCGAAAUUGCUGACCUUCAGAAGCUUGGGGACCAAGCUGAUAACCUCCAGGAUGUAGUCAAAGCUAAAGACAACUUUCAGCCAGACAAAUCUAAAGAUGAUUUGAGCAAUGAAGUACAGAGUAAAGCUGACAGUAUCGACCCUGUGGCAGAUGUUAUAUCCGAUAACACUGUUGACGAAACAGCAAAAGUGGAGGAGUUAGUUACGACUCCUUCGAUUGAGAAUGAGGACAAAUCGGAGGAAAACCACAAAGAGGCUGUUGAAGAACGAGAUAGUGGAGAAGCCUCUGAAGGAAAAGAAAUCCCUGGAGAUGAGGAGACCCAGAAAGAUGGUAAAGAAGGAGAGAAACUUUUGGCUAAGGCAAGCCUUCCACCUUUAGAGGCUGAAGACAUGUCACCUGAAGUUCUUCCUGGACAGGAUGAUGAACUAUGUAUUAUUCCUGAUAGUAUGAAGGUCAUUUUGCCGGGUGAAACAGCGGAGAAGACGAGCGAAGGCAUAGAGAGUCAGAAAAAGUCAGAAGAAGAAUCAGUAGAGAGCAACGCGGUAGACUUGGAAAAAGUCAUGGAUGACGAUCAGAACGUGACUAUAGUGAAAAAACCAGUUGUAACCAAGGCGAUAUCUGGGCAGCUAGUUCCAAAGAAGGGAAGAAUUGUGACCGUUAAGUCCAAGGGUAGCAAGCCUUCUUCUGCUGAUGUUAUAAACCUAGAUGAUGAUCCACAAAAUUCAGAGUCUGAGGGAACUAAGCAGAAAGAGAAGUGUAAACAAUGCAAUAAAGAGAAGUCGUGCAAAAUAAAGGUGAAGAUCGGUACAGAUUGCUUCAAUGUUUGCUCAAAGGAAUGUAGGAAUUCAUUUAAGGCAGCUAAUAACAAAGCAACAGAUAUUCCGAGCGAUGGAGUUAACUCAAAACGGGAAAAGAGAUGCGCUGGGUGCCUCUUGAUCGUCGAUGCGAAUGACGAGAAAAAUCUUUCCUGGGAGACAAUGGAAUUUUGCAACGAGGAAUGCCUAGGCAAAUUCCAAACCAAAUACGGAAGCUAUUGUAGGAAUUGCAACGGUUCCGUCCAGGCGGUCAGCCUAGGAAAGUACUGUGUACGCUUUGGGUAUGACGUCAGGCAGUUCUGCUGCUCAACAUGCUUAGAGGAAUUUAAAAAAGGAUUAAAAGUAUGCAGCUACUGUCAAAAGGAUAUCAGUUCCGGCACAGAAGGCUUUUUAGCUCCCGUGGGAGAUAAAGGACAGUUUAAAGACUUCUGCACUCAGGAUUGCAUGGAAAAAUAUUCCAGAAUGAGCUCCAGUGAACCUCCGGCAUCAGUGAAAAAGUCUUGCAGUGUUUGCCAACAGGAAAAAAUUGUCCACUGUGAAGUGCAAAUUGAUGGAGGCACUCCCGCAGCAAUAUGCAGCGAUCCUUGUUUUGCGGCAUUUAAAUUCGUGAACAAGGUCGACCCAGAUCAAUGUUCGACAUGUAAAAAAUUCUUCCAAUUGUUGAGUAAAAAGAAUUUUGUUGUCUUCUAUGAAGGAGAAGCGCACAUGUUCUGCAACAAAACGUGCCUCAAUGUUUUCAUAAUAACUAAUAGAAAGAUCGUACCAUGCAACUGGUGCAAAGUUAAGAAGUACAAUUUCGAUAUGAUAAAGAAAGAACUCAAAUCUGGGCAAGUUAUGAUGAUGUGCAGCCUGAAUUGUCUCACCCUAUAUCAAGUUUCCAUUAACGCUGUAUCCGCGAGGAGAAUAAACUGUGACUUUUGUAAAGAGUUCUCACAAGCACAGUACCAUCUCACCAUGUCAGAUGCAACAAUACGAAAUUUCUGCUCGUACAAAUGCGUGAUGAACUUUCAAAGCCAGUACACCAAAUCCCCGAUCACCAUUCCAUCCAGCGACGAUCCAGUACCAACUGGAAAUCCGAAAAGAUCAAUCGCCCAGCAGCGAUCGGUUGUACAACCUAGUCAAAAGCAGCCACCUGACCUUCAGAACAAAAGCUUACCAAUUAUUUCUUCCGUUACAAGUCUUGCCUCAAUUGCAAACGGACAAACUUGCAGCCCGACUACGCAGCAGAAUCAAACCAACAAUAUAGGCACAAAUGUCUCCGUCCAGAGUCAGCCACCUCAAGUCCUUUACACGCAACAAAUCAUAAGUAGACCUGCUAGUCCCACAAAAGUCCACAACAAAGUAACCCAGUGCAAGCCGCUGAUGCACACAAAGGGUGUUUCUGUCCGACCUCACCCCUGCACAAAGUCAACGCAAACCGAAGACACGCCACAAAUUUUGAUACCAAUCCCUGUUCCUAUUUACGUUCCAUUUCCGAUGCACAUGUACAGCAUGCCGUUCCCCGUACCUUUCCCAUUUCCUCUACCCAUUCCAGUUCCAAUAUUUAUUCCCACUACUAGAAAUAGUGCCAAAGGCAUAUUCAAGGAGAUAAAGAGAAUACAGGAGAAGAUACCCGCAGAUCCGUUUGAGGCAGAGCUACUGAUGAUGGCGGAAAUGGUUGCAACUGAGAAAAAACGCAACGAGAGUGAUUCAGAUUCCGAGGACGAUAACAGAGACGACGUUGCCGAUGUACCUGCCAACUCUACCAGCGAUGGUUUUAGUCCUGACGGUGUAGAUUCGAGUCAUGCUUUUGGGGACGACAUGCUUCAAAUGGCAUUAAAAAUGGCUACUGGAGAGCUGGACGAGCCUGCGGUUGAUCUCGAAGCCGCUUUGACCCCAAAUACUAUAACUGCUACACAGGCUCCUCCCCAGCAAGAUUCUGCAAUAGACGGAGAUGUUCAACCUGAGAGACUGAUAACUUCAACUCGUGGCCGAAAACGCAUGGUUCCCUACAAACCACGCUCUACGCCAAGUAAACGUGGCAGAAGAGUGUCUGGGACAAAUGAUAUACCCCUAAUGCCUCCUCCGGAGCCGCAGCUGCCGCCGCAACCAAGAAUCAUGGAACCCAUAGAAAAACCAGAUGCCAACAUGGCUCUAAAAUAUACUUUUGGAGUCAAUGCUUGGAGGCAAUGGGUGGUAGGCAAGAAUGCUGAAUUAGAGAAGCAGAGUACGCCUGCACGGAGAGUGAAAUUAUUUAAAACCGAUCUAUUACAGUUGACUGCUGAUGAGUUGAAUUACUCGUUAUGUUUGUUUGUAAAAGAAGUGAGAAAACCAAACGGCGCUGAAUACGCACCUGAUACUAUAUACUAUUUAUGUUUAGGUAUACAACAAUAUCUAUUUGAAAAUAAUCGAAUAGACAACAUAUUUACCGAUUCUUACUACGAAAAGUUCACAGAAUGCUUGAAUGACGUUGCUAAGAAAUUCUCUGUGUUAUACAAUGACGCUCAAUACAUUGUAACUAGAGUGGAGGAGGAACAUUUAUGGGAAAGUAAACAGUUGGGAGCUCAUUCCCCUCACGUACUACUUAGCACAUUAAUGUUCUUUAAUACGAAGCACUUCAAUCUCGUGACUGUAGAUGAGCACAUGCAGCUAUCGUUUUCACACAUAAUGAAACACUGGAAGCGGAAUCCUGCUGCGCAGCCUGCGGCAGUUGCUGGGAAAGCUCCUGGCUCGCGUAACGUCUUGUUACGUUUUUAUCCUCCACAAUCUGCCUUGGAAGCGAAUUCAAGGAAGAAAAAGGUUUACGAGCAACAAGAGAAUGAAGACAACCCAUUAAGAUGCCCUGUCAAACUUUACGAGUUCUACUUAUCAAAAUGCCCAGAGAGUGUAAAAACCCGAAACGACGUGUUUUACUUGCUGCCAGAGAGGAGCUGCGUACCAGACAGUCCGGUGUGGUAUUCAACGUCUGCUCUAGCGAAAGAGCACCUAAUCAAGAUGCUUUACCGAGUGAAGAUGGUAAAAGAAAUCAACGUCGCUUUAUUGACCAGUUAACUCUUCCAAUUACAUAUAUUUUAUUUUUAUUAAAAAGCCAAUAAAAAAACAUUUUUUUUUCUCAUCGAUAUUAGUUCGAAGUAGCUGAUGAAAACUUUUUGCAUGUUGGUUUUCUUUUUGCCCGCAUCCACAUCAUAACGAUUGAUAAGAUCAGUACGCCUCCGGAUGUCGAUUGAAAAGUGUUAUUAAAGAUUAUCAGAACCGAAAAGCGAGAUUCUUAAUGGAUAAUAUAAUGUGUAAAUUGUCGGAGGUUCAUUUUUUCAAAAUACGACAAAUGCAUAUGGAAAAAAUUCCGUUACAUCAAAUUUAAUUCUAUAAAAAAUGAUUUCACAGAUAUUCAAAUUUGAGAAAUUGUACAAUGAUCGUUCCGGAAUUUUUUGACAAAAUGACGGUAGGUUGACAAAAUUUUGUACAAAAUAUAGUUAUUAAUAGACAAUUUGAAGUAUAUCAAAUUUAUUAUCUGUUGGGUGCGAUUAGGUAGAAAACAGAAAGAAAGAAAUGGAAAUGAGAGAUCGUUUGUGAGAAAACAAAACGUGCAGAUAUGUAUUUAUUGUUAUGAAUUUUCGCAUCACUGUUGUUGUCUGCAUUGUUCAGACCAGACAUGUACAGGAUGAUUUUGCAUAAUGCCUGUUGUAGUUUACUAUUCGUACAACUUAUUUACUUCAUUCAUUAUUAUUCACCAUCAUUUUUUAUCGUUUAAGGUUUUAAGUCAAAUUUAGUCUUUAUCAAAUAGAAGAUGUUAUGUUACAAAACCUGACGUACUAUCACGACAGACUACCAUUCUGUUUUUGAAAGAAGUCAAGCGAAACAGAGUAGAGUAAAGUGAAAAAAAAUAUCGAACUUCGAUCCAUAGACUAUUAUUAUUAUUAUUAUUACUAUUCGAUGUAAACAAAAAUGAGAAAAAGAAAAAAACCGUAUUGCUAGCUGCUACUCCUCGGUGAUGAUGAUAGUGAUUACAGUAGUUCUAACAAUAAACAUAAUAUACUGUAAGUUUACUUCACAGUAUAAUUUAAUUGUAAAACUUAAACCUAAAUAUAGCAUUAUAACAGUUUUGUAUAUAAAAAAAGAGAAAGUCUUGGUUUUAUUUUCAUAUGGAAUG
Messenger RNA from Diprion similis, 6560 nucleotides. RefSeq names its product zinc finger MYM-type protein 3 (gene woc). Gene Ontology annotation, molecular function: zinc ion binding. The transcript is spliced from 12 exons. The record is from RefSeq and is a predicted model, not a curated record. The coding region runs from base 353 to 5461 and encodes 1702 amino acids. Lineage: Eukaryota; Metazoa; Arthropoda; Insecta; Hymenoptera; Diprionidae.